Molecule: messenger RNA, 4022 nt
Organism: Alosa sapidissima (American shad)
Lineage: Eukaryota; Metazoa; Chordata; Actinopteri; Clupeiformes; Clupeidae
Product: interleukin-1 receptor type 1-like
Exons: 10
Coding region: 1970-3667 (565 amino acids)
Biological process (GO): signal transduction
Molecular function (GO): interleukin-1 receptor activity
Source: RefSeq, a predicted model, not a curated record
UUGUGAUUAAAUUAUUGGGAGUCAAAAGCAGUGUUGCGGACAUUAUAUUUUUUCAAUUGACUUGAUGAGGUAGGCCUACUCCAGAGUGAUGUCAGUAGGCUCUCUGACAGGUGCAGGCCAGGGUGACCUCGCGUAUCCGUUCCUCUAACGUCAAAGGGCCUCAUGUCAGUGGAAACCAUGUGGGAGCCUGGAGUCUAAACUCACUGAGGGGAAAACCACACUCCCACCCUCUCGAUGGUAAACAACAAGCCAGGCACAAUAUUUCAGGCAGCCUGCUCUGACGAAUAACGUGCCAGGGAGACUCUUCUUUUGAGCCCCACGUGUGUGCGUUCGUGCAUGAUUGAUUAUGAAAAAGCAGUGCACAGUUCAGUGAUAUGUUACAGUAUGUCUGCAUUGUGUGUAGCCUACGAGUUGAUGAGUUUGUAUGCUCAGAGAGGUAUUAAAAAAGAAACCUAUAUGUUUCAUCCUGGGGCCUAUAUUUCUUGAUCAAAAUCUUCAACUUCGACAUUAACAAACGAAAUAGAUGAAGUGGUGAGUUAAAGCGCUUGACCCAUUCAAUUGUGGGGCCCAAGGGGAGAGUCUGGUAUGAGCUAUCAUUUUGUCCCUACUAAAAGUUUCACCUAAUAAUGUCUAAAACUAGGACACAUGCCGGUUGAAAUACCACAUUUUAACCACCAAGUGUUGCUUCGUGACACGUGAUCAACCAUUUGGCUGACCUGACAUACUUUCAAAUUCACACUAUGAAAAAAAAAAACCUCACAGCACACAUGAAUGUACACACAAAUUCACGAAAGAGGGAGUGAGAGGGGGGCAGGGUGGUUUCAAUUUCCAUUGCAAAUGGCCUAUGCAUCACUCUGCAGUAGAAAACCUGUUGCCCUGUCCCCUAAAAACUCAUGUCAUGACCCCAUGAACAGACAGGCGAAACAAUGUCUGUGAUUGCCUGUAUGUAGGGGACAGGACUAUUACAACAUCUCCCUAGUGCACAAAACACAAAAACAUUAUAUGAUGAUGGCUGUUGGAGCUACAUUAGUUUGCUUUCAGUAGUGUUCAUUUUAUUAAGCAAUUUGUUUAUUAUUAUGAUUUUGCUCACAUUAGUUAUAUAUAUUUUAGUAAUAUUAAUAGCUACUCUCUACAUGACAUGCACAUUCAUGCAGAAGCACAGACACAGACACACCAGUAACAGUCUGCUGUAUGGCAGGUGUGUGAUAUGGCACACACACACACACACACACACACACCAGUAACAUUCUGCUGUGUGGCAGGUGUGUAAUAUGGCACAUGCACACACACACACACCAGUAACAUUCUGCUGUGUGGCAGGUGUGUGAUAUGGCACAUGCACACACACACACACACACACACACACACACACAUACACCAGUAACAUUCUGCUGUGUGGCAGGUGUGUGAUAUGGCACAUGCACACACACACACACACACACCAGUAACAGUCUGCUGUGUGGCAGGUGUGUGAUAUGGCACAUGUGCACACACACACACAUUUUAGAUACUUUAUUCAAUUCCACAUUACAAGUAAAUUUUCAUUAGGAAUCAAAUGUUUUGAAUGAUCAAACAGAUUAAACCACAUCAGUGCCUUGUUAUGUAUGACAAUACAAUCUCAGGGGUACAGAAAACAUCUCCUUUUCCAAGUAAACAUGCUUCCUAUAAUGGCUGAAAUCGAGCAGUACUUUACCAGCUGUUUGGCGCAUGGUGUUUGUAAAUUGCUCCGCUUUGUAUUGCCUGCUAAGAGGCAACUUGGAUGGAUGUUAUCAAACACAUAACAAUGAGUGCUGUGCGUAAAAUCAUGUCGGAAAAUUCUCUACAUUAACGGCGGCAGUUACGACGGGGUGUUUGUUUGGCCUAGUGUGGCAUAGGGAGGUCAGACUGGCGUGCGCUCCGCUCAGCCGCCAUGACACACACACACACACACAUACACCAGUAACAGUCUGCUGUGUGGCAGGUGUGUGGCAUGGCGCGUAGCUGGAGGGGGGGGCCAGAGAAUGUAUUGGUGGUGGGGCUGCUGAUGCUGCUCCGUUCCCAUGUUCUCACUGGAGAAAAGAUAUUCAACAUCGUGGCUGGCCAUGCGAUGCUGCUGGUCUGCCCUGGGGCUGAGGGGUACAAUGUGACGUGGAGGCGGGAGGACGCACCACCGCUGGACGCACUUCCCGGGAUGGAGCUCAGGGACAACGCUCUGUGGUUCCUACCUGCUCGACCCGAACACAGCGGAGUAUAUGUGUGCAGUGUUGAGUAUGCCAUUAAGAUAAGGCUCAACGUGGGCAGCCAGCCUUGUCCUGAGGCAGAUCGUGACGUCGAUGAGAGACUGCACACACACGCUUGGCUAAACUGUGCGAUGGGCCACAUCUCCAGGGUGUUCACGCCCACCUCCAUCACCUGGAUGAAGGAGUGUAAGUGUGUGGAGAGAGCAGACAGUAUGGAUCUGGAGUUUCUACAAUUGAAACAGACAGAUGCAGGAAAUUACACCUGUGUACUAAACUUCACCUACGAGGGCAACAACUACACAUCCGCCCGCACCACCCAGCUCGUUCUUCAAGAGAUUUACGAACCGAAGAAACCGCUGAUUAAAGUCCCGGUUAACGAGACACGAGUGGUGGACAUGGGUUCUCGGCAAGACUUGCGUUGUGAGGCCACUAGCGAUGAAGAGGAUGUUACUAAGAUAUGGUGGCAAGUGAAUGGGACUUUCAUCAUGUAUCCUGACUCAGACUUCAACAUCAGUAAAGUAGACUUCAGAAAAACAAAUGUGAACACUCUGACCAUCUACAAGGUUCAACCAAAGUUUCUCAACGUCCCAUUCGUUUGCACUGCUCAAAAUAACAUGGGCGAUGUCAAAAGUACAGUAGUGCUUGUGCAAGCCAAUCACAGACACUUUUACUGGCUGAUUGCGUUGGUGUGUCUCAGUGGACUGGUGAUGGUGUGUCUGCUGCUUUGCUGGUUCUUCAAAGUGGACCUAGUGUUGUUCUACCGCAGCCACUGCAUUGGACGGCCCAAACACAGUGAUGGUAAGCAAUAUGAUGCAUAUGUUAGUUACCCUUGUGAGGGACAGGGUGAUUCCAUGGCAUUGACCUUUGCUCUCCGGGUUCUUCCUGAGGUUUUGGAGAAUAAGCACGGCUACAAGCUGUUCAUCAGAGGCCGGGAUGACAAUCCAGGCGAUGAGGUGUUUGAUGUGAUUGAGGAUGCUCUGAAGAGAAGCCGCAGGUUUAUCAUAGUGCUGGAUGAAACCCAGACUGACACUAACACGGGUGCGGAGACCAAGGCCAACACACAUGUGCAAACGGCCACCCACACAGAAACACGCAUAAGCCUGUUGGCGCAACCAGCCACUCGCACAGAGACACCCAUGCUGCUGGACGCACACACACACGCAGACGCCCACCUGGUGCCCUGGGCAGUGGGCAGUGAGCACUUCGAGUGGAGCGUGGGGGUCUACGAGGCCCUGAUAUGCUCGGGGCCCAAAGUCAUCAUCGUCCAGACGGGCGAGAGUUCCACAGGAAACAGCCUCCCACUGUCGCUCCAAACUCACACACACUCCAAACGAACGCUUCGCUGGACCAAACAUACACAAGCAUACUCCAAUAGAAGAUUCUGGAAGGAGAUGAGAUACCUGAUGCCAGUUGCCCAGAGACCUAGUCACAACACAUCCAGUGCAUGAGAAGAACAGGCGUAGUCACAACACAUAGGCAGUAUUUAUGAUGCAUGUAUUUAAAUUCAAAAUAGUAUUUUGUCAUUUGUACUUUAUUAGGUUGAAGAAAAAGGCUGCAUAUUUUGUAUCAAAAUACUUUAUAGGCAUUUGUCACAAUCAAGACUGUAAGAAAUGUAUCCAGAGGUUGAUGACACCCAUUUCAAGUGCGGAGUUACUCCCUGCCAUCUUAGUAAUGUUUGGAAUUCCAUCAAUAUCCUUUCAGACAUUCUGCUAGUAUAAUUAGAGUCAUGCCCUCUACUAGCUAUGUUUGGUAUGAUCAACCACAACCACUUUUUACUUUAUAAAUCAGUUUUUUUUCUCUUUC